CAGAUAGGUCUUGAUGUUUUGAUUAUUUGAAAGCGUGUUACUGAGCUAUAGCUGAUCAAAUAUCGCCUAACAAAGCGUGUUUUGCAUUUGCAUAGUUUGAUCGAAGCUCUGUUUGCGAGUUGGUAUCUCCACUUUUUGAUCUAACAAUCUCUGUUAAACAAUUGCUCGAAAUUUUAGUGUGGCUCAGAAUUUCAAGGCUUCAUUUCAAGACAUUUAGGCUAUUCUUUGGAAGCAAGUUGCAUUGUUAGUCUUUUGUUUUACCUAUUGGGUAUAUUGCUUAUCACAUUUUUUUUGUCCUCUGUGACUUGGUGAAAUUCGCAAAACUUAAUCUUUUGCAAAGCAAAUUUGGCCUUUAGUCCUUGUUUAGGACACGAUUAUGUUCUUGUAAAGAAGAUCAGAAGUCGGGACUGUGAAUUUGACCGAUAAUCAAAGAACCAAAUAACUUUUUAUCUAAAAAAAGAGCAAUUGAUAACCGGAGGAUCUUUUUUAAUCUAAGUUUUCUCAACCUUUCUGAAUUAUGACGAGGUAUGAGAACUCCUACUUGGCCGUUUUGUGCGUUCCACUACUUCUAAAGUCAAAACUCUUGUAUCGGUAGAAGCAAACAAAAGGCAAAAAGUCAACCUUCUUGACGUGCAAAGCGUUUCUCAAGUUUCCAAUUUAAUGUCCAGAAAUGUAUCCACUUAAGAUUUGCAACUUACCUUUCUAAAUAUACAAAGGAUUAUAAGCUCUUGUUACUUUUUAGCAUUUCUCAUGGCAGUUUCUUCAUCGUUCUCAUUGCAGCCUUGCCAUUGGAGACACCAUGUGUUCCCAAGCUUCAGCGGCGAAGACGUCCGUAGAACCUUUCUCAGUCACCUUCUGAAGAAAUUCCAGCUAAAGGGAAUUCGCACUUUCAUGGAUAAUGAUAUCGAGAGAGGCCAAAUGAUCGGUCCAGAGCUCAUACAAGCAAUCCGAGAAUCUAGGUUUGCGGUUGUAGUAUUGUCGAAGACAUAUGCAUCUUCAAAGUGGUGUUUGGAUGAGUUGGUGGAAAUAAAGGAAGCUAGCAAGAAGGUCAUUCCAAUUUUCUACAAUGUGGAGCCAUCUGACGUGAAGAAUAUAGGGGGAGAAUUUGGAAAUGAGUUUGAGAAAGCAUGUAAAGAAAAACCAGAGAAAUUGGAUAGAUGGAGAGAAGCCUUGGUCUAUGUGGCUGAUAUAGCCGGCGAGUGUUCUCAAAACUGGGUCAGUGAAGCAGAUAUGAUUGAAAAUAUUGCUAUGAGCAUUUCAGAGAAAUUGAAUUCUACACCAUCACGAGAUUCCGAAAAUCUGGUUGGAAUCGACGCUCAUAUGAGAGAGAUGGAUUCUCUGUUAUUUUUGGAAUCAACUGAAGUAAAGAUGGUGGGGAUUUGGGGUCCUGCAGGUAUUGGCAAGACAACAAUUGCCAGAGCGCUAUUCAACCGGCUCUCUGAAAACUUCCAACACACUAUUUUUAUGGAGAAUGUUAAGGGAAGUUAUAGGAGAACGGAUCUCGAUGACUAUGGCAUGAAGUUGCGUUUGCAAGAACAGUUUCUGUCUGAAGUUAUAGAUCAUAAGCAUAUGAAGGUACAUGAUUUAGGUUUGGUAAAAGAAAGAUUGCAGGAUCUAAAAGUUCUUGUUGUUCUUGAUGAUGUUGAUAAACUAGAGCAACUUGAUGCUUUGGUGAAACAAUCUCAGUGGUUUGGUUCUGGAAGUAGAAUCAUCGUGACCACGGAAAACAAACAGCUUUUGAGAGCGCAUGGGAUCAAGCUCAUAUAUGAAGUUGGUUUUCCAUCUAGAGGUGAAUCUCUUCAGAUUUUCUGCCUAUCCGCAUUUGGACAAAGCUCUGCACCACAUGGUUUUAUCAAGCUCGCUACUGAAAUAACAAAGCUUGCUGGCUAUCUUCCUCUAGCGCUGACGGUUUUGGGGUCAUCUCUGCGAGGGAUGAACAAAGAUGAGCAAAAAUCAGCAUUGCCUCGACUCAGAACCAGUCUCAAUGAGGAUAUAAAGAAUGUUUUACGAGUCAGUUAUGAUAGUUUACAUGAGAGGGAUAAGUCUAUAUUCCUUCACAUUGCGUGUUUAUUUAAUGGUGAGAAUGUUGAUUAUGUGAAGCAGUUGCUUGCAAGUUCUGGCUUGGAUGUAAACUUUGGACUUGAAGUCCUGACCAAUAGAUCUCUCAUAAACAUAUCGGGAUUCAAUCGCACCAUUAUGAUGCACACUUUACUCGAACAAUUGGGUCGAGAAGUUGUUUAUGAACAAUCUAUUGUCGAGCCUAGAAAACGUCAAUUCUUGGUGGAUGCUUCAGAUAUCUGUGACGUACUUUUUCAUGACAGUGGCGCUCGAGCUGUUUCAGUUUUGGGCAUAUCUAUGGACAUAUCUAAGAUCAAUGAGUGGUAUCUGAACGAAGAAGCUUUUGCUGGGAUGUUUAACCUGAUGUUUCUCAGAUUCUAUAAGUCCCCUUCAAGUAAAGAUCAACCCGAGCUGAAUUAUUUACCUCUACGCUUGGAUUAUUUGCCCCACAAACUUAGGCUGCUGCAUUGGGAUGCAUGCCCUAUGAAAUCUAUGCCCAUGAGUUUUCGUCCAGAGUUUCUUGUUGUGCUCAAUAUAAGAGAGAGCCAGCUUGAGAAGCUGUGGGAAGGAGCACCACCUCUUAGAAGUCUGAAGUGUAUGGAUUUGAGUAUGUCUGAGAAUCUAAAAGAGAUUCCAGAUCUUUCAGAAGCUGUAAAUAUCGAAGAACUCUGUCUCAGUUAUUGCCGAAGUUUGGUGUUGUUACCUUCCUCAAUCAAGAACCUUAACAAACUGGUUGUUCUCGACAUGACGUACUGCUCAAAUCUGGAGUCUUUUCCGAGCAAUAUCAAAUUGGAAUCUCUCAGCAUCCUCAACCUCGAUAGAUGCUCACGAUUGGAAAGUUUUCCAGAAAUUUCUUCGAAUAUUGGAUAUCUCUCUCUAUCAGAAACUUCAAUAAAAAAUGUUCCCGCAACAGUCGCGUCUUGGCCAUAUCUGGAAGCAUUGGACAUGUCAGGCUGCAGGUACCUCGAUACAUUUCCAUUUCUGCCGGAAACUAUAAAAUGGUUGGAUCUGAGCAGGAAAGAGAUCAAAGAAGUCCCCUUAUGGAUCGAGGAUCUAGUUCUGCUCAAGAAACUAUUGAUGAACAGCUGCAUGGAGCUAAGAAGCAUCUCUUCUGGGAUUUGUAGACUGGAACAUAUCGAAACACUAGAUUUCUUGGGUUGCAAGAAUGUUGUGAGCUUUCCACUAGAGAUCUACGAGAGCUCCCGGUUCUGUCAUAAUCUGGUGAUGGAGAUGAGAAACAUUCAAAACCCUGAUCUUCCUCGACCAUUUUAUUUCAGGAAUAGCUAUAUCGACACUAUUCCAGAUUGUAUUACACGUCACUGCAAGCUGCCUUUUCUGAAUUCAUCCGGAUCAGUCUCCAGCAAUAUAGAGAAUGAUUUCAUCUGGUUCGGAAUAAAUAUCGGUGAAGAAUGGCAUGAUAAUGAUGAGCCAGAUGCAGUUUCAUCUUCAACCUGCUCAUUACAAUUGUAGGUGACAUCAUUUGACUUAUGUUGAAUAAAGUACAUUGUAAGAAUUAAUAAAGAGGGUAAGGAGCAAUUUGUAAUAAGUAGGAAAUUGAAGGUGUCAACAUCGUUGAAUUUCUUGCAUCUAUUUCUCUCCUUGUAAGUCAACUGACUUUAUUCUUAUCUAGUUACUCGUAUUUGACUCUUUUCUGUGGUUGU
This is a messenger RNA of Arabidopsis lyrata subsp. lyrata, 3719 nucleotides long. Its product is annotated as putative disease resistance protein At4g11170. Gene Ontology annotation, molecular function: ADP binding; ATP hydrolysis activity. The record is from RefSeq and is a predicted model, not a curated record. Gene Ontology annotation, biological process: signal transduction; defense response. NCBI's taxonomy places the organism in Eukaryota, Viridiplantae, Streptophyta, Magnoliopsida, Brassicales, Brassicaceae.